Drosophila elegans is the source of this 496-nucleotide messenger RNA. RefSeq lists its product as uncharacterized. The transcript has a single exon. NCBI's taxonomy places the organism in Eukaryota, Metazoa, Arthropoda, Insecta, Diptera, Drosophilidae. The record is from RefSeq and is a predicted model, not a curated record. The coding region runs from base 141 to 341 and encodes 66 amino acids.
UAAAUCGGAAAUUUUGAGCCUCACUCUACCUGAAAAUUGCGACCAGUUAGCAUCUAUGUAAAUUCACAAAAUCUAUAAAAUAGGUCCCACCCGCCUCCGACAUCCGACUCGCAUUUCGUUUCUCGUGGAGGAGCUGCAACAUGCCUUGCAUAUUUAAUCCCGGCUACAUCGGACCCGAUCCACCCUGCUGUGACCCGAACUGCGAGGAGGAGGUGCACUGCACGGUUCCGGAGUGUGGGGUCUGUCCGGAGUCCCAACUGCCCCGCUGCAAUCCAGCCCCACAGCCAAAAACUAAGCCGGAGCAGCAGACACCGAAACAGAAGCACCAGAAGGAGCAGUAGUAAAGAAGGGAGGCGGAGCAGAGGAUUGUUUAUAGCGAUAGACCUGUUCUUUUGUUGGGAUGCGUCUAAAGCCCAAACCGAUUUUAUCCAAUAUGUGGCUAAUACACAAUAAACUAGGGGAACAAAUGAGUUUUAAUAAAAUCUUGUAGUAAUUA